UUAGUCUUUCAGAUGUGGAUUAGAUGAAAACACAAUUAGAUGGAUUCAGAAUUAAGAUGGUUGGCUGGGCAGAAUCAGAUUGUUUGGUUCACUGUCAACAUGGUAAGAGGUCAUCAAUGAAAUUCCCCAGGGAGCUAUCUGUGUUUAAUUAUACACCUGUGAAAAUCAUUUGACCUUUGUCUACCUCAGUUUUCUCUCCUAUAAAAUAGGGAUAAUAUAGCCAUUCGCUCCCAGGGUAGUUGGGAGGAAAAAAUAAUACUAUUGGCAAAGGGUUCUGUUUGAUCCCGGUAUGCAAAAGUCAGCUACGAUUGUAAUGAUAACAUAGGCCCAGGGCAUCACAUGUUCUUGUGUUUGGCCAGGGUCCAGUUCGGCUGAGAGACGGGGCUAGGUUGAGCUGUUCAGAACAAGUGCUCUCGGUAGUCGCUAUUCUUUUCCCUUCCUGCGUGUUGUUGGAAUUGGUUUGGAGACUCCCCCUAUUACUUUCAGUUAAUAUGGUUUACAGAUCGCAGCCCGGAGGAGGGCCGAGCCCACAAAGCACGGGGGACCGCUGGGCUCCCAAGAGGCCAGGCUGCUUGUGGGUGUCACAGGCGUGGUGCCUCGUGGCACGCGUACUCCUUUCCUCUGCAGCGCAGCCCAGCCCAGCAUGGCUGUCCCGCGUGGACUACUGAAAUCGGGAAAGGGCUGGUUACGAUUGCAUGCCGAGGCCGGACGGUCCGCAUCUCCGCCCUCCAAUACCCAAGGCCGCACCACAAGCUCCACAGGGAACCCCAGUCCAGGGUUCCGCGGCUCUACUAACUAGAUGGGCCCAGCAAGGUUAGGAGAGGCGAGGCGGGGCGGAGCUUAGGCCACCGAGUCUGUGCGACUGGGCUCGGCGUGGCUCCGUUCCGUGAGCCAGUGCGAUCCGCUCCGGGUUUCUACGCUUGCCUCCUCCCCCACCCGGCCCGGCCCGGCCCGGCCUUUCCUCUCUGUGUCUCUCUCCUUCCCUCCCUCCCUUCACUGCCUACCCCUCCCCCUCCCCUCCACCCGAGCCGCCGCCUGGGGCCGAUCCGCGCAGCUCCGAACAUGGCUGAAGUCGGGGAGGACACGGGCGCCCGGGCCCUGCUGGCACUGCGCUCGGCGCCCUGCAGCCCGGUGCUGUGCGCCGCGGCCGCUGCGGCCGCCGCUUUCCCCGCGGCGCCGGCGCCCUCGCUGCCGCCUCAGCCCCAGCCGCCUCCGCCGCCUCCGCCACCGCCGCCGCCGCCGGCGUCCGCCGCUCCCCCGGCGGCGCCCCAACAGCCGGCGCCCCCACCGCUGCCGCUGCCGCUGCCGCCGCCGCCGCCGCCUGCGGGCCUGGGGGGAGCCCCGGCCGGCCCGGUCACCGGGGGAGCGGCGGCGGCGGCGGCGGCGGCGGCCUCGGUGCGGCAGAGCCCCGGGCCGGCCCUGGCUCGGCUGGAGGGCCGCGAGUUCGAGUUCCUCAUGCGGCAGCCCGCCGUCACCAUCGGCCGCAACUCGUCGCAGGGCUCCGUGGACCUUAAUAUGGGUCACUCGAGUUUCAUCUCCCGCCGCCACCUGCAGCUCAGCUUCCAGGAGCCGCACUUCUACCUGCGCUGCCUCGGCAAGAACGGCGUCUUCGUGGACGGGGCCUUCCAGCGAAGGGGCGCCCCGGCCCUGCAGCUCCCCAAGCAAUGUACCUUUCGAUUUCCUAGUACGGUUAUAAAGAUACAGUUCACAUCUCUGUACCAUAAAGAAGAAGCUCCACCAUCUCCCCUUCGACCUCUUUACCCUCAAAUCUCCCCUCUGAAGAUCCACAUUCCGGAGCCGGAUCUCCGGACCCUAGUCAGUCCCAUUCCUUCUCCUACUGGCACUAUCAGUGUUCCCAACUCUUGCCCAGCCAGUCCUCGUGGUGCUGGAUCCUCAGGCUAUCGCUUCGUUCAGAAUGUCACCUCGGACCUGCAGCUGGCUGCAGAAUUUGCAGCAAAGGCAGCAUCAGAGCAACAGGCAGACACAUCUGGAGGGGACAGCCCGAAGGAUGAAUCAAAACCACCAUAUUCUUAUGCUCAGCUAAUAGUUCAGGCUAUAUCCUCAGCCCAAGACAGACAGUUAACACUAAGUGGGAUUUAUGCCCAUAUCACCAAGCAUUACCCUUACUACAGGACUGCUGACAAGGGCUGGCAGAAUUCUAUUCGACACAACCUCUCCUUGAACCGAUAUUUUAUUAAAGUCCCACGUUCUCAGGAGGAACCUGGAAAGGGCUCCUUUUGGCGAAUUGAUCCAGCAUCAGAAGCCAAACUAGUAGAACAGGCAUUCCGAAAACGGAGACAGAGAGGAGUAUCCUGUUUUCGAACCCCUUUUGGACCCUUAUCGUCAAGGAGUGCUCCGGCUUCACCUACUCAUCCGGGGCUAAUGUCCCCUCAUUCUAGUGGCCUACAGACUCCAGAGUGCCUGUCUCGGGAGGGUUCACCCAUUCCACAUGACCAUGAUUUUGGGUCAAAGUUAGCCUCUGUGCCAGAGUAUCGAUAUUCACAAAGUGCACCUGGUUCUCCUGUUAGUGCUCAGCCAGUGAUAAUGGCUGUUCCUCCUCGACCAUCUAAUCUUGUGGCCAAACCAGUUGCUUACAUGCCAGCUUCAAUAGUAACUUCACAGCAGCCUUCUGGUCAUGCAAUUCAUGUUGUGCAGCAAGCUCCCACUGUUACAAUGGUCAGAGUUGUGACCACAUCUGCUAAUUCAGCUAAUGGAUACAUACUUACCAGUCAGGGCACAGCAGGAAAUAGCCACGAAGCAGCAGGCACAGUUUUGGACUUGGGUGGUGAACCAAGAGCAUUGGAAGAUAAGCCUACAAUUGCAUUCGCGACAAUUCCAACAGCCAGUCGAGUCAUCCAGACAGUUGCCAGUCAGAUGGCUCAGGGAGUUCCAGGACAAACAGUUACAAUACUUCAGCCAGCAACACCAGUGACCAUUGGGCAACACCAGCUCCCAGUUAGGGCAGUGACACAAAAUGGAAAGCAUGCUGUUCCUACCAACAGCAUCUCUGGCACUUCUUAUGCCCUUACAAAUCCACUGCAACUUCUUGCAGCCCAGGCUAGCUCCUCCACUCCUGUGGUGGUUACACGGGUGUGUGAAGUGGGCCCUGAAGACUCAGCAACCUCCUCAGGGGAGCCAGAUGUCAAAAGACCUCGGUUGGAGGAACCCAGUGGAACUGUUGUGGCACAGGCAGGGGUUAUCACUUCUACAACCCCACAAGGGCAAGGAACCGGUGAAUGAAGUACCUGGGAAAGGAGCUGGAAUGUAGGUGGAGCAGAAGGCCCAUCAAGAAAAAUGGUAGAACAGAAGUGUAACUGCCUAAACAGCCACUUAUCUUAAUGUGAGAUAGGAAAGAAAGCUCCACAGCUCAUCAGAUCUUGAGGUGCCAAACAGAUUGGAAAAAGCUUGGGAAAAGCUUCCAUCUACCUGUACCUGGAAUUCAGUUCAGCCUUUACUUUUGUUUUUCUCUUCCAUACCUUUUAGUUAAAAAACAACAAAAAAAAAACAACAAAACAAAAAACCCACAUAAACAAAUACAGACAACUGAUUGUAUGACUGCUGGGAAUUUUUUUUUUUCAGCACCUCCUGUUUUUCCCCAGCCUUCAAGAUUGGGGAAGAGAUUGCAGUUCAGUAUCUCAAGGAAUGUAUCACAAAUAUCUGCUCCAUAAGAAGAAGGUUCCUUAUUUCUCCAAUGCCUUAAUGCUGCCUCUCAGAGUUUGACAUUGAUGUUCUUAAGGAAGCAGCCUUGACCAUCACAAGAAGACUGACACAGGUUAUCAUAGUGACAGCAUUAAAGUAGUAUGGUACCCAACAAACAAUCCUUUUAAAGAAAAAUAAUUGUAUUUAGAAUGAAUUCUUAUUUAUGUGUAGGAGGUUGAGAAGAGGCUGUUGGGGUGGGGACCAGGGGGUAGAACAACAGAAAUUGACCAAUUUGUUAUUUCAUAAAUGUCUUUUUUCAUAGAAAGGCAAAAGAGAAGGUAUUGAUAUUAGUAUUAUUUUUAACUGAUUUGGUUUUGACACCACAAUGUUUCUUGCUUUUUGUUCAGACUUGUACCAUCUGUUUUUAAGCUAAGCCUAUAUGCAUCGUGGACAAAAGUUGAGGGAAUGUCUUGCCCCCAUUUUUGUUUUUGUUUUUAGUUUUACAUGCAUGAUGCAUGCAUUAAUCACACCAUGGAGUUAAUCCACAGCUAUAACUGUUAAUGUCAUGUUAGGGGAAAUUUUGAUAGCUUCUUAUAUUAGAACAUGUAUUUGCCUCAGAACUGAUAGAAAGUCCUUUGGUUGGAAAAUUGGUGAAAAGCUGAUGAACUACAUUAUAACAAUAUAUACAGAUUUUAGUAUUUGGAGUGAACAUUAAUCAGAACUGAGUCUCUGUGCUGUCUUCACUGCAGUAGUAGUAAUGUUCUAUUAUAACUAGGUGUUCAUAGACAGAACUAUGUGGCUCACUUAAUGUGAAAGAAAAUAAAGCAGAGGUUUCUCAGAUGUUUCACAAAAAAUUGAAUUGUUCUCCCCAUGACCUAAUGUAAGACUUGAUAUUCUCAGCAUAGCUGGAUGCAGUUUUAUAAUCUUAAUCUUUUUUAUUUAAAUUUUACCCAUUUCCAAUUUUCUUUCACAACUUAUCAUUGCAGUUCAGAAAUAUUUCCUUUAUCUAAAAGACCAAAAUCUUUGGGGUCAAUUCAAGGUAAUGGAAACUACCUUCCCAAAUAAUGAGGUUGCUUACUGGUAUUCAUCUUCUCCCAGGAUUAAAUCACCCUGCCUGAAUUUGCUUUGUGGCUAAAAAGAAAGAAAGAAAGAAAAGUGCUUUCUAAAGAUGGAAAGCAAACAAAGUGCUUCAGUAUAAUAAAUUUAUCUUCCUUGGAAAAAUGUCUUCUAAACUUGUACAGUUGGCAGUUUCAGCCAUAUCAGGAAUGUUGAAAAGAGGUAGAAACAUAUGGAAUGUUAUCAUCUGUUCAGAUAUUAUCCAUUUGUUUUCCUGAGCAGUGUGCAUGAGAGAUGAAGGGAUGCUUCUGUCAGAAAAGUAUCUUAAUUUGCUAAAUAUUUUGAUGCUGUUUCUCCUAAUAGUUAUCAUUAGGAGUAUCAUUAGGAGAAAAAAAUGCUGUACACAAAACUGAAGUAUCAGGAAAUGUUUUUCUUUUUCUUUUUGGAGGGUAGUGGUGGAGGGAAACAAAAACCACCUUUCCCUUUUCCUCCAACCAAUUAGCUAUGUUAAGAUUUGGGUCAUCUCUAUAAGCCCUGUUAGAAAAAUUGCAAUAGUGUUCAAAACUUCCCCAUAAAAUAUGAGACAAAGGCAAGAAAAUUUCAUAGGAAUUAGGAACUAACCUAUAAUUUUCUUCUUUAAAACAAAAGAAUUAACUUUUUAAAAAAUAUAUUUAAAACAAUGGGCACUAAGUCCACUUUAGAAACUAACAAUUUGCAGUCAGAACCCAUUGAAAUUUAACCCAGAGAUGUAAGAGGAAGAUGACCUGUUGAGAGAGAUAGUAGGGAAAAACAGCUCUGCCACAAAUGCCCUUUACACUGUUGUGUUCUCUUCAGUCAGGAUCAGAGGGAACUGGCUCCUCUUAAAAAAAAAUUACUGAGCCCUUCAUGAAAUGCUCAGUUUUGCCCAAUAAAGGAAAAAAAGAAAAAUGUA
Messenger RNA from Antechinus flavipes (yellow-footed antechinus), 5626 nucleotides. RefSeq names its product forkhead box K1 (gene FOXK1). The transcript has 9 exons. Bases 1063 to 3240 code for a protein of 725 amino acids. Gene Ontology annotation, molecular function: protein binding; RNA polymerase II cis-regulatory region sequence-specific DNA binding; DNA-binding transcription factor activity, RNA polymerase II-specific. NCBI's taxonomy places the organism in Eukaryota, Metazoa, Chordata, Mammalia, Dasyuromorphia, Dasyuridae. Gene Ontology annotation, biological process: regulation of transcription by RNA polymerase II. The record is from RefSeq and is a predicted model, not a curated record.